GUUGCAGUAGCGGAACAGUCCGAACGGCACUCUUCCAUACCUAAUUAAUAUCCGUUGUAUAUAUAGCCCAAAAAAAACAGAAACGCUCUGCUCUCAGUUCAUCAUCGUCUUCAAGAACAUGCCGUUCACACUCUCACUCUCUCCUUUCUCUCUCCACACAAACCACCGCCACCUAACCCGUAUCAAGAAACCCGCCACCACCGCUACUUUCUCCAUUAAAUCCUCCAUUGAGAAACCCUCCACACCAAACCCCAACAGACCCACAACCACCACCAACAACAACAACAAACCCACCUCGUGGGUAAGCCCAGAUUGGCUCACAACCCUAACCCAGUCCCUAUCCAUAUCCAAGAAAGACGACUCCAACAUACCCAUUGCCAGUGCCAAGCUAGACGACGUUUCUGACCUCUUGGGCGGUGCCCUUUUCCUCCCCCUGUUCAAAUGGAUGAAGGAAUACGGGCCCAUUUACCGGCUCGCCGCCGGGCCGAGGAAUUUCGUGGUAGUCAGUGACCCUGCUAUUGCCAAGCAUGUGUUGAGGAACUAUGGGAAGUACUCUAAAGGGCUUGUUUCUGAGGUCUCUGAGUUUCUGUUUGGGUCAGGGUUUGCCAUUGCUGAAGGCCAGCUUUGGACGGUGAGGCGCAGGGCAGUUGUUCCGUCCCUUCACAAGACCUACUUGUCGGUAAUAGUUGAUCGGGUAUUUUGCAAAUGUGCUGAGAGAUUGGUGGAGAAGCUCAAAGCUAAUGCACUUAAUGGCUCUUAUGUGAACAUGGAAGAAAACUUUUCUCAAUUAACUCUUGAUGUUAUUGGUUUAGCGGUGUUCAACUACAAUUUCGACUCCCUUAAUUGUGAUAGUCCAGUUAUUGAAGCUGUUUACACAGCACUAAAGGAAGCAGAAGCUCGUUCUACUGAUUUGCUACCAUAUUGGAAGAUCGACGCUUUGUGUAAAAUAAUCCCAAGACAAAUAAAAGCUGAAAAAGCAGUUAAAUUGAUCAGAAAGACAGUUGAGGAACUCAUUGCCAAGUGCAAAGAGAUUGUGGAAGCUGAGGGCGAAAGGAUCAAUGAUGAGGAGUAUAUAAACGAUGCUGAUCCAAGCAUACUCCGGUUCUUGCUUGCGAGCAGAGAGGAGGUUUCAAGUGUACAAUUACGAGAUGACCUUUUGUCAAUGUUAGUUGCUGGGCAUGAGACAACUGGUUCAGUGUUGACUUGGACAACGUAUCUUUUAAGCAAGGACCCCUUGGCCUUAUCAAAAGUGCAAGAAGAAGUUGACCGAGUUUUAAAGGGCAGGCCUCCAACCUAUGAAGACAUUAAGAAUCUCAAGUUCUUGACUUGUUGCAUAAAUGAGUCACUUCGUCUCUACCCACAUCCUCCAGUUUUAUUACGGAGAGCUCAAAUUCCUGAUGUGCUUCCCGGAAAUUACAAGGUUAAUGCUGGUCAGGACAUAAUGAUUUCAGUUUAUAACAUCCAUCAUUCGCCUCAGGUCUGGGAGAAAGCUGAAGUGUUUGAACCAGAAAGAUUUGACCUGGACGGUCCUUUGCCUAAUGAGUCUAAUACUGAUUUCAGAUUCAUCCCAUUUAGUGGAGGACCACGUAAAUGCGUUGGGGAUCAGUUUGCUAUGCUAGAAGCCAUUGUGGCUCUUGCAAUCUUUCUGCAACACAUGGAUUUUGAGUUGGUUCCAGACCAGAACAUUGGCAUGACUACUGGAGCCACUAUUCACACAGCAAAUGGUUUGUUCAUGAAAUUGAGCCAAAGGAAAACUAAAUCUGCAUUGGCAUUAUCAUCGUCUCGGUGAGCUUGUGUAUUUUUAUAUGCAGUAGAAACCAACAAUUAGAAAUUGUAUCUAACUGUUACUCGGCAAGGUUGUGAUUUUUUAAAUUACCACUUGAAAGAUGGUUGGCUGAUGGAAAAAUUCGUUAUGAGAACAAUUCUUUACAGAUGUCAAAGAAAUAAUGCUCCUAUGACUA
Molecule: messenger RNA, 1961 nt
Organism: Rhododendron vialii
Lineage: Eukaryota; Viridiplantae; Streptophyta; Magnoliopsida; Ericales; Ericaceae
Product: carotene epsilon-monooxygenase, chloroplastic
Exons: 9
Coding region: 119-1789 (556 amino acids)
Biological process (GO): carotenoid biosynthetic process
Cellular component (GO): chloroplast
Molecular function (GO): iron ion binding; heme binding
Source: RefSeq, a predicted model, not a curated record